UUUAUUAUCAGCUUUCUCUCAUAUGUUUUUAUCUAAGGUGCUCAGCCCCACUAAACUUCCGAUUAUAUAUAGGUAGACUUGAAUACAUGCACUUCAUUGUACAUAGCAGCCGUGCCAACCUUGGCUCUCCCAAACCUGUGUCUCUGUAGAAACCUCGGCCUUUGUAAAACAAAACUAAGGAUCAAAACUAGAACUUGGCCUUUGUGUAAAAGAAACCAAAGGACAAACUCAUCACUGCCAAGCAUGACUGUCACACCUUCUGUUUCCUCAGCCAAGGGCCGUGUCCUUAUAGUCGGAGCAACAGGUUUAAUCGGUCAGUUUGUCACGGAAUCCAGCCUAGACGCCGGCCGAUCCACCUAUGUUCUUGUACGGCCUAGUGCCUGCGGCCCUUCUAAGGCCAAAAUCAUCAAGGCUUUUCAAGACAAAGGCGCCAUCAUCUUACAUGGACAGGUUAAUGAUAAGGAAUUCAUGGAGAAAAUAAUGAGAGAGCAUGAGAUUGAUAUAGUAAUAUCAGCUGUGGGAGGUGAAAACAUACUAGACCAGCUCACCUUAAUCGAAGCCAUUAAAACUAUUGGUACCAUAAAGAGAUUCCUACCAUCCGAGUUUGGGCAUGACGUGGACAGGGCUGACCCGGUGGAACCGGGUCUCAGCAUGUAUGAAGCAAAGCGCAGGGUUCGGCGUUUGGUUGAGGAGUCCGGUGUACCUUAUACUUACAUUUGUUGUAAUUCCAUUGCUUCUUGGCCAUACCACGACAACACACACCCUUCCGAGGUUCUCCCGCCGUUGGAUCAGUUCCAAAUCUACGGUGAUGGUAGUGUCAAAGCUUACUUUGUUGCUGGCACUGAUAUUGGAAAAUUUACAAUGAAAACUGUGGAUGACAUUCGAACUGUCAACAAAAGUGUGCAUUUUCGACCAACUUCCAAUCUGUGUAACAUCAAUGAGCUUGCAUCUUUAUGGGAGAAAAAGAUUGGAAGAACCCUCCCUCGAGUGAUCAUCACUGAAAAUGACCUACUAGCUGCCGCUGCAGAGAAUUGCAUACCUCAAAGUAUCGUUGCAUCAUUUACUCAUGAUAUAUUCAUAAAGGGUUGUCAAAUUAAUUUCACAAUCGAUGGCCCUCAAGAUAUUGAAGUGAGCACUCUUUACCCAGAUGAAACUUUCCAAACCUUGGAUGAUUGCUUCAAUGACUUUCUUGCCAAAUUAGGUGACAAACCUGUGAACACUAAUAAAAUUACUACCACAAAUCCCGUAGUUGAAUCUAUGGCAAUCACCGCAUGAUACGCUUUAUCAUAUCAAAAGGGCACAGUAUUAUUCCCUUUUUUUUUUUUUUUUUUUUUUGUGAAGAAACUGUUCAAUAAAUUGGGAGUCCAUUUGUUGUUCUAUGAUUUAUCUAGAUUUCCUAGUGAUUUCUGGAAGGAACAUUUGUAAUCUUACUUGUUUUGGCGGGAAAAAAAGGUCUUGAUAUGGGGUGGGGGAGUGGAUUAAAUUUUAGAGACAUGUAACUAUGUAAGUCUCAUCUAUAUGAUUGUUUAUAAGUGUAUCUGCCUCAAGUGAUGUAAGUGAUUAUUUCUUUAACUUAUGCCUCCAAAUU
Molecule: messenger RNA, 1588 nt
Organism: Quercus lobata
Lineage: Eukaryota; Viridiplantae; Streptophyta; Magnoliopsida; Fagales; Fagaceae
Product: leucoanthocyanidin reductase-like
Exons: 5
Coding region: 244-1275 (343 amino acids)
Molecular function (GO): oxidoreductase activity
Source: RefSeq, a predicted model, not a curated record